AUGACUACGUGCCGUCUGCUGUGCGCCCUGUUGGUGCUCGCCCUGUGCUGCUGCUUAUCCGUGUGCGUGACAGCGAAUGGUGAUGAUUCCGAGACCACAACGACAACCACGACGACAAAGCCACCAACCACGACUACAACCACGACAACAAAGCCACCAACGACGACUACAACCACGACGACAAAGCCACCAACGACGACUACAACCACGACAACAAAGCCGCCAACGACAACUACAACCACGACGACAAAGCCGCCAACGACGACUACAACCACGACAACAAAGCCGCCAACGACGACUACAACCACGACGACAAAGCCGCCAACGACGACUACAACCACGACGACAAAGCCACCAACGACGACUACAAACACGACGACAAAGCCACCAACGACGACUACUACUACGACAGAGGCACCAACUAUUACGACGACAGAGGCACCAACUACGAAGACCACCCGCGUACCGUCACGUAUUCGCAGAAUUGACGGCAGCCUCGGCAGCUCUGCGUGGGUGUGUGCCCCGCUUGUGCUUGCCGUAUCCGCGCUGGCGUACACCACUCUGGGCUGA
Trypanosoma cruzi is the source of this 570-nucleotide messenger RNA. Its product is annotated as mucin TcMUCI, putative. Bases 1 to 570 code for a protein of 189 amino acids. The record is from RefSeq and is a predicted model, not a curated record. NCBI's taxonomy places the organism in Eukaryota, Euglenozoa, Kinetoplastea, Trypanosomatida, Trypanosomatidae. The transcript has a single exon.